Melanotaenia boesemani (Boeseman's rainbowfish) is the source of this 5276-nucleotide messenger RNA. RefSeq names its product FMRP translational regulator 1 (gene fmr1). Gene Ontology annotation, biological process: regulation of alternative mRNA splicing, via spliceosome; negative regulation of translation; regulation of filopodium assembly. Bases 371 to 2200 code for a protein of 609 amino acids. Gene Ontology annotation, molecular function: mRNA 3'-UTR binding; protein homodimerization activity; translation regulator activity. The record is from RefSeq and is a predicted model, not a curated record. The transcript is spliced from 15 exons. Gene Ontology annotation, cellular component: dendritic filopodium; dendritic spine neck; growth cone. Lineage: Eukaryota; Metazoa; Chordata; Actinopteri; Atheriniformes; Melanotaeniidae.
AGUAGAAGAAGAAAGCGGAUACGUCACAUGUAGAGACGCAACCAGCAGCAGCUGCUUCACCACUAAUCACACAUUAACAUAAACUAGCUACUGAAAGCUAACGUGGAUAGUCAGUUCUUUUAGAUUUUUCAUACGUUCGGAAUUACACAUCUGAAAGGAAGAAACGCCAAAUUCACAUACAGUGUAAAACGGAAAACAACAUUUCUGUCGUACACAGUUACCUUGGCCUCUUCUUGCACCCAGCUGGCAGGGUAAUUUGGUAAGGUAGCGAAGCUCUGUUUGGGCUAGCGUCAGGCUAGCCAGCUAGCUAGCUAGCUACUAACAUCGCCGACGGUAGUUAGCUAGCUAGCGAGCUGUAGUAACUUGCGUCAUGGAGGAGCUAGUCGUGGAAGUAAGGGGGACGAGUGGGGCCUUUUAUAAGGCUUCUGUGAAGGAUGUUCAUGAGGGAUCUGUCACUGUGGCAUUUGAAAACAACUGGCAGCCGGAGCGUCAGAUCCCGUUCCAGGAUGUCCGUUUUCCUCCUCCAACAGGCCUCUGCAAAGACAUCAAUGAAAGUGACGAAGUUGAGGUAUAUUCAAGGGCUAACGACAAGGAGCCGUGUGGCUGGUGGCUGGCAAAGGUUCGCAUGGUCAAAGGAGAGUUUUAUGUAAUAGAGUACGCUGCGUGCGACGCAACAUUAAACGAGAUAGUGACACUGGAGCGGUUACGACCAGUCAACCCGAAUAAACCAGCCACCAAAAGCACCUUCAUUAAGAUCAGACUGGAUGUACCUGAAGAUCUACGACAGAUGUGCUCCAAGGAGUCUGCACACAAAGACUUUAAAAAGGCCGUCGGAGCAUUCAGCAUCACCUACGACUCGGAGAAAAAGCAGCUGGUCAUUUUGUCGGUGAACGAGGUCACAACAAAGCGGGCUAAUAUGAUGAGCGACAUGCACUUCAGGAGCCUCCGAACUAAACUGUCGCUCAUGCUGCGCAACGAAGAGGCCAACAGGCAGCUGGAGAGUUCCAGACAGCUCGCAUCACGUUUUCACGAACAGUUUGUGGUUCGGGAUGAUUUAAUGGGUCUGGCCAUCGGGACUCACGGGGUGAACAUUCAGCAAGCGCGUAAAGUUCCUGGAGUCACCAACAUCGACUUGGACGAAGAGACAUGCACCUUCCACAUAUAUGGAGAGGACCAGGAGGCUGUCCGUAUAGCCAGAAGUUUCUUGGAGUUUUCUGAAGACGUCAUCAAAGUUCCCCGGAACUUAGUAGGAAAAGUGAUCGGCAAGAAUGGCAAACUGAUCCAGGAAGUGGUUGAUAAAUCUGGUGUGGUGAGGGUUCGUAUUGAGCCUGAAAACGACAAAAAACCCUCAGCAGCAGCAGCAGCAGCUGCAGACGAGGGGAUGGUGCCAUUUGUGUUUGUGGGGACGAAGGAAAGCAUCACCAAUGCAAUGGUACUGCUGGACUAUCACCUCAACUACCUUAAGGAGGUGGAUCAGUUGCGUCUGGAGCGUCUUCAGAUUGACGAGCAGCUGAGACAGAUAGGAGGUGGAGGUGGAGGUGGAGGAGGGGGCGCUGGACCCCGAAACCCAAAAGACAAAGCAUAUGUGUUCGAUAACGGCAUGGGGCUGGGCAUGGGCAGAGGAGGUGGAGGAGGUAAACCCUACGUAGGAGGCGGAGGAAGAGGUGGACGAGGACGGAGAGGGGGCGGAGCUUCGUUCGCUUCAGGCACCAACUCAGAGGCGUCCAACGCUUCAGAGACCGAGUCGGAUCACAGAGAGGAGCUCUGUGAUUGGUCGCUGGCCCCCACCGAGGAUCUGAUGACAGGAGGCGGGACCCUGCCCAGACGGACGGAUGGGAGAAAGAGAGGAGGCGGCGGAGGGCCGAGGGGACGAGGAGGGAGAGGAAGAGGAGGAGGAGGAUAUAAAGGUUUAGGUGACGACCUGCAGUGGAGCGACUCACGACCUCGUCAUGUCAGAGAUCUCAAGACAAGAGGACAGGAGGAAACCUUACAGAUCCGUGUGGAUGGAAACAACGAGCGAAGCGUGCAGCACUCGUCAGGAGGCCGAGGAGGAGGAGGGGUAGGGUCUUCCUCAUCCCAGAGCGGCAUCGGCGCUGGCGGCGAGGGUCAGCCCCGCCAUCACCAUCAGAGACCCAUGAGAGAACGAGGGAUGAAGAAAGACAAACAGGACGCUCCUGCGCUGGUGAACGGAGUGUCGUAGAUGCACCACCGGAGGACGCUGUCUCUUAGAGACAUACACACAUUCAUAAACACACACACACACACACACACUGGCAAGUUGUCAUAGACCAUCAUAGUCUCUCAGUCUGGCUUUUUUUCUUUCUGUCUGUCAAACACAAGAAAACACAUUUCCAUCAGCCUGGUGAAGUCUUGGACCAGAGGGGGUCUGGUAUCUGCUGGUCGGGUUUUUAUUGACUGGUGUUGUCUCUCCUGUUCUUUGGAGUAAAAGAAGCUGUACCUUUUUAUUUUAUUUUUUCUGGACAAAAUGAAAAAGAAGAGGAGAAAUCUGACGAAAUCUCUUCUCUCACAGAAACCCCUUUCAUUCGUUUUAUUCUUUCUACCGCUUAGUCAUACGAGGAAAAACGGAAAUAAGGCAAACAAAUCAAGGAAAUCUUCAGCUGAAUCGAUGAAUUUUAGCCGCUUGAAAAGACCUUUCUUCCGCAGUGAUGCACAGGUGAUAUUUUUACUCAGCGCGGAUUUGUGGAGGUGAUCUGAAAGCACAGUUUUGGGAGGUCUCUUCAGGGUUUUCCACAGGUAAAAACAAAUAUUUUUGGUGGUCUAAAACUGCAGAAUCCAACAUUUCAUAGUGAGCAAGACAACACUAGAUCAAUAACUGUUCUAACAAAAACCAAAACAUGAAAUCUUUGUAACAAGGGACAGAAAUGGGUUAGGGUCACCCACAUAAUGUGUGGCGGCAGGAAAAUGUUUGCAGAGGGCACUUUAUGUUUUUUUUAUUAUCUGAAAGUCUAAAGUAUCCUUGUUUCAAAGUGAGAUGCAAACAGAUGUGCACAAGCUCUUAAAACGAGCUCAAACAUGCUAAUAUUUGAUCACCUCAGUUUUGUUUCAUGUUUCUUUAAAUAUUGUAAAGUUUCUUCGGUUUUCUGACCAGUUCAGAAACCGGCUAUGAGACGUACAAAUGGAGACGCAUAAAUCUGAGGCACCUUGAUGCAAAUGAACCGUAUGACAGCAAACCAGAACUUCCCAAGAGUUAAAAUGUCGGUAAUCGCUGCCCUUUUGUGAACUAAAUUGCAAUAUGAGCUGGUCACUGAUUAAAAGCAGAAUCGUGACUCAGUCCUGCAAUAUUGAGAGUUGAAGCUGUGACGUCCUCAGAUGUCUUUAACCACAUUGGACUCUUCACAGGGCGAGUUACUAAAGAGCUGUCAGCUGGAGGCUUUAAACUAGAUUCACUCUGCUUCAUUUACUGUUGCUUGAAUGGACGCCGGUGGAGUUAGUGCAGUAACUUUUGCUUUCAGACGGACCUGUCACCUGAUCAUCUGACUUCUUUCUUAAUUUAUGAAAGUCAAGUUAACUGUGUUUUCCAAUUGGAAAACUUUCAAGUAUAACUGUAGAGGAAGUAACGGAUUGUCUUUAUACCUGAAACAAUAAAAAAUUUGGUCAAAGUUUUACUCAUUCUGCUUUUUCAGCUUAUUUUUCCACUAUGAUAAAUAAAUAUUCAUCUUUUUGCUGCAUGUUGUAAAUGUAAGAGAACAGGGAAGGUCUGAAAUCUGAGUUGGGACAGAGUCAUUAUGUGCCUGUGAUUUUCUUUAAGUUACUUGGUUACCUCUUGGUCACUGUGAGGCUUCUUUGUUUGUGCCUUAGAUUUAUGUUCCUCCAUUAAUUAGGAUCAUUUUUAAGAAAAUGUACACAACAUAAGACCACAUUGUUAGAUAAACAUAGAUAGUGUGACCCUCUUUAUGUUUGUUUUUAUUCAUCUGGAGAGGUUAUGUCUACAAAUUCUGCUUCUGAAUUUUGUCAGACAAAGGAACAAGUCAGCUUGACUUUAAACCCAUUUUGAGGUCUUUUAACCUUUUUUUUUUUAUAUAUUCACUGACUAAAUGUUAUGCAUGGGAGAUCACUGUAAAAAAAAAAAAAGAAAAAAAGACAGGUUUAAAGUCAAAUUUAGGUGGCGGGACGAUGAUGUACAUUGUCACAUGACCCAUUAGUCCUAUAAUGGAGAUAUGUUAGAGUAGGAGGUAUUUGUGGAUUUAUGAUGAAAAAGAUUCAUUAUAGGACUACUCUUAGCUAACAGUCACUGUACAACAAAAGAAAGACUAUUAAGGUUUCCCUGUGCGCUUUAAGUCUUAUUAUUUUACCAAAAAAAUAAAAACAAAACUGCAGCACUUUAAAAUACCUGUCACUGUUAUAGAUUUGCUGGCUAGCAUUCUGGAAGCACAUGCUAGCUGUUACAGCGCUGCUGUGACCAAGUUCUUCACAGGUUUCAUUUAUUCAUAAGUAAUGUUAGUUAAACAAUGCUGUUUUCCUCAGAUAAACAGGUUACUUUUGAGGGAAAAAAUAGGUGGUUUCUAAAAGUUUAAAAGACGUUUUUAAGGCCAGUGAUACUGUCAGUGAGUGGUCAGCUAAGUUAAAGACUGACUUGCUAGCCUGCAUUAGCAUACAAGAGUAAUUUUUCUCAAAUGAAUUUAUUUUUGGGUAAUUUCGUGGCGUUUAUAAGCUUAAAAGGAAACUUUUUAAAGACCAAGGAUGUGAGACUUGUAGAAGGUGCUUAGCUUAGAUUUGUUAGCCUGCGUUAGCAUACAAAAUUUGGUCAUUUUGUGGGCUGUAAGAAGUAAAAGAAGCUGUUUCAAGGCUAAAAAUGUGAUCCUAGCAGGAAGUGUUUAGCUUAGCUAAAGACUACAAUUUGUUAGCCUACAAUGGCUUACAAGCAAGAUUUUUCUCUAUCUGUUCAUGGAGAUUGUGGUGAGUUUCAGAAAGGUUAAAAAGCAGUUUAAGGCCAAGGACACAUCCUUAGUUUAGCUUCAUACUUAAAUUUGUUAGCUUGCAUUAGCAUUCAAGUGUAAUUUCUCUCAUUGAUUAUUUUAUUAUGCGGUAGUUUUGCAAUUUCUAAAGGUUUUUAAAGAAGCUGUUUUAACAAAAUGCUUAGUUUAGCUUAAGACUGCAAUUUGAUAGCAUGCAUUUGUCCAAAAAUAACACCAAACUGAAAAAAAAAUAGCAUGAGACCCAAUUUUUGAGCAGUCACACGUGGACACAUGAAAUUGCUUUUUUUUUUUUUUUUUUUAAAGUUACAAUUUGAUCUGCACUCUUGUAUUGAGUAACUC